Capsella rubella is the source of this 6423-nucleotide messenger RNA. RefSeq names its product lysine-specific histone demethylase 1 homolog 3. Gene Ontology annotation, molecular function: protein binding; oxidoreductase activity. The record is from RefSeq and is a predicted model, not a curated record. The coding region runs from base 467 to 5380 and encodes 1637 amino acids. Lineage: Eukaryota; Viridiplantae; Streptophyta; Magnoliopsida; Brassicales; Brassicaceae. The transcript has 10 exons.
AUCAAUCUCCUAUCGAAUGGGGGUUUUCUAAACCCUAAAUCCAGUUUUUUUCUUUUACCUCUCUCUCUCUCUCCCUCUCUUCACAAGUAGCUCCCUUUCUCUACCCACUAAUUCAAGCUUUUUGCAUCAGUAUCCAUCUCUGUGUUAUCAUUUCUGUUUUAUGUAUGUGAUUGCCACGAAUCGUCUCGGCCGUUGCUCAUUUCGUUUCCGUCUUACUCUGGUUUUUUAGGUUUCGAGCUCACUCUGCUAGAAAACCCUAAAAUUUGCUGUUUUAAAACUUCCCUUGGCGAAUUUGAAAAGGCGACAUCUUUCAGAACCCGCCCACCAAGGACACAUCUUGAUAAGAACAGACUUGUGUAUCUAUCAAGGUGAGAAGCUUAGGCAGGCGAAACUUUUGUUCAAAUUUUAGUCCUUUAGAUAGUUUGCAUUGGAAUUGAGAUUGGGUGUAAGCAAUAAGAAGAUAAAUAUGGAUGGUAAGGGGAGGAAACCUGCUUCCAAGAGAGGAUCUAAGAUUUUUCAGUUUGACGAUGAUGCUGAUGAUGAUGAACCUAUCGGAUCUCUUUUAGAGGUUAUGAAGCAUAAAAGUUCCAAGAAGAAUAAGGUUGAGACAGAAAGUACUGGUAAACGAAGGCAUAUACAGUCUCUGGAGAAGAAACUGAGUGCUUUGGACAAGGAUUCUGAAGAUAUGGAUGACACCUUAGCCAGUUUUAGGAAGCGAUUGAAGGGCAACAAGAAAUGUGUUGGAUUUGGAACCCCAGGGACUAGGAACCACGAGGGUGUACCUCCUACUGAUACUGUAAUAAAUUGUAAGCUGAACCCAAUUGAGGAAGGCAACACAAACGAGGUGCAGAAUGUAUUACUUGGGGAUGGUUUGAGUAACAAAUCUGUCAAGAAGAUGGUUGAUUCAGCGAUAGAAUGUUACAGUCAUAGGGCUCUCUUAGAUUCUGGCACGAAUAAUAAAAGAGUGGAUUACAUCUCGGAAAACGGUGCUUCUAAUUCUAUUCAAAAGUGUGUUUCAGAAACUGGAACCCUCCUGCAUAAGUUUAAUGGUAAGGAUGAGGCAACCUCUCCCGUUCAUGGAAAAGUAGUAAUACCCAUGUCAGUAUCCAGCAAGAAGGAAGCAGAUGUCAUUCAUCAAAUUACAGAUGAGGAAUCUGAAAGGCCAUUGUCGGAGAAGGUUCUGGAGCUAUCUAGGGUGUCUGUUCCCAUGGCAGAUGUCCAUGGCGAAGUUUAUUCUCCUACUGAUAAAACAGAAGUUGCAGUCAUUGCUCCUGAUCAGCACAGACACUUGAGAGAUCCAGCUUCAGAUGGAAGUGGUAUUCAAGUUAAUACUCUAGAAAAUGGAACUGCUGAAGCUUCCCCGGUUUCAUUAACUCCCUGUGAUGAUGAAAAUUUCCGAGGUGAUGCAAUUUCAUUACCUAAUUCUGGCAAGCCAUCCACCUUGCCACGCCCAGAGCGUAUUGUUAGAAAGCGUAAGCUAGGAAACAUGGUGUAUGAAGGAGACAUGAAUUGGGAGAAUGAGCAAGGCUUUCUUGAUUGUCAAAGUGACAAGUCCUUUAAAGGAAGCGACAAGUGUGAUUUUGUUCCAUCUAUUCCCAAGGAAACUGAAAUUGGUAGAGCAGCUGCGGUGACAGCUGGACUUAAAGCCCAGUCAGUAAGUCCAAUUGAGAAGAUUAUACUUAAAGAGGUGUUGAAGCGCAAAGGAAGCCAUCAGGAGUACCUAGUUUGCAGGAAUUAUAUCUUAGGCUUGUGGAGUAAAAAUGUCAGUCGAAUCUUACCUGUCACUGAGUGUGGUAUUACCAGUGGCCCUUCUGAGAGUGAAUUGCCAUCGGCUUCCCUUAUCAGAGAAGUCUAUAAAUUUCUUGAUCAGAGAGGUUAUAUAAAUGCUGGAAUUUCAUCUGUGAAGGGGAAGGUGGGAUCUUCGACUAAUGAAGACUACGAUCUCCACCAAGGGAAAAAGCGUGAAGAAAGUUCAAUGGCUUCUGUUGCAGAUUCUGAAGAGGGAGUUGCUUUUAUCCUUGGUCAGGUCAAAGCUGUUGAAUCAACUAGUGAGGGUAAGAAAUGUGCUCUCCAAAGUGAUGAAAGGGAUCUGGUAGGAUGUGCGACCUCAGAAAUGCUGGGAUCUACCAGCAAAACAUGCGAGGAAGACAUUGUUGAUGAUUGCAAACAUUCUGUAAGCAUAAAUGCUUUACAGGAUGAUACAUCAUCUAAGAUUGAAAAGCAUCCUGAAACAUUUUCAGUAGUGAAACCUGCUUUCUCUAGCACACUCUCGUCUGCAAAUAGUAAUCAAACGAGAGGAAGGGACUGGGUUCAAUGUGAGGUUAAAGAUGAGAAGAAAGUUAUAGUAAUUGGAGCUGGUCCUGCUGGAUUAACAGCAGCACGUCAUUUACAGCGCCAGGGUUUUUCUGUCACCAUUCUUGAGGCAAGGAGUAGAGUAGGUGGUCGUGUAUUUACAGACCGGUCUUCUCUUUCAGUUCCUGUGGAUCUUGGGGCUAGCAUAAUUACAGGCAUUGAGGCUGAUGUGCCAUCUGAAAGAAUGCCAGAUCCUUCGGUAUUGGUCUGUAACCAAUUAGGUCUGGAGUUGAGCGUGUUGCAUGGAUUCUGUCCUCUUUAUGAUACUGUAACAGGGGAAAAGGUUCCUGCAGAAUUAGACGAUGCUCUACAAGCAGAGUUCAACAGUCUAAUUGAUGAUGUGGAUUUACUUGUUGAGGAAAUAGGCAAGGAAAGAGCAAAUAAAAUGUCCCUCGAGGAUGGUUUAGAAUUUGGCCUUCAACGGCUGAGAAUGCCACAUGACAAGGUGAACAUUGAAAAAAUUGGGUUUGUCAAUUCAAUUGAUACUUCCUGCUCAAAAACAGGCAUCAGUGGUCCCGUUACGAAGGAUGAAAGCUUAGAUGAUGAUUUUUUGAAUCCUUUGGAGCGAAGAGUUAUGAAUUGGCAUUUUGCUCACACAGAAUAUGGUUGCGCUGCUGUCCUCAAGGAAGUUUCGCUUCCUCAUUGGAAUCAAGAUGAGUUUUAUGGCGGUUUUGGAGGGCCACAUGCUAUGAUUAAGGGUGGCUAUAGUCGAGUUGUUGAGUCGCUUGCAGAAGGACUUGACAUUCACUUGAAUAAAAUAGUUUCUGAGGUAUCUUACGCCUCUGAUGUAUCACCCAUGCAUAACAGCAAGCAUAAAGUCAGAGUUAGUACAUCAAAUGGAUGUGAGUAUUUUGGAGAUGCUGUUCUGGUAACUGUUCCUCUAGGAUGCUUGAAAGCAGAAACUAUUAAGUUUUCACCACCCUUACCAGACUGGAAAUAUUCGUCAAUCAAACAACUUGGGUUUGGAGUUCUAAAUAAAGUUGUGUUGGAGUUCCCAAAUGUAUUUUGGGAUGAUAGUGUUGAUUAUUUUGGGGCAACAGCUGAGGAAACAGAUCUAAGAGGUGAGUGCUUUAUGUUUUGGAAUGUCAAAAAAACUGUUGGCGCUCCUGUCCUAAUAGCUUUGGUUGUUGGGAAAGCUGCUUUUGAAUAUACAAACAAGAGUAAGUCUGAGCACGUGAACCAUGCAAUGAUGGUUCUUCGUAAGCUUUUUGGUGGGGAUCUGGUUCCUGAUCCUGUUGCCUCGGUAGUUACUGAUUGGGGCAACGAUCCCUACAGUUAUGGUGCCUACUCAUAUGUUGCUAUUGGUGCUUCUGGCGAAGAUUAUGAUGUAUUGGGAAGGCCUGUUCAGAAUUGUUUGUUUUUUGCUGGUGAGGCAACAUGCAAAGAACAUCCUGAUACUGUUGGUGGUGCAAUGAUGACUGGAGUCCGGGAAGCUGUGCGUAUAAUUGAUAUACUUAGAAGUGGAAAUGAUUACACAGCCGAAAUAGAAACACUAGAAAAAGCGCAAAGGAAAUCUGUCCCAGUAAGGGAUGAAGUCAGAGACCUAAUAAAGAGGCUUGAAGUUGUUGAGCUGUCUAAUGUGCUGGCCAGGCAAUCGUUGCUUCGGAACAUGUUCUUCUCUGCUAAAACAACUGUUGGACGUUUGCAUUUAGCCAAGGAGUUGCUUAGUCUACCUGGUGAAACCUUGAAAUCCUUUGCAGGUACAAAAGAGGGGCUUGCGGUGCUGAACACUUGGAUACUGGAUUCGAUGGGGAAGAAUGGAACGCAGCUUUUACGUCACUGUGUACAUAUUCUUGUUCGAGUUACGAGUGAUCUCUUUGCCGUGAGGCUCUCAGGCAUUGGGAAGACUGUGAAAGAAAAGGUUUGUGCACACACUAGCCGUGAUAUCCGCGCGAUUGCAAGUCAGCUUGUUAAUGUGUGGCUGGAACUAUACCGGAAAGAAAAAGCUAAUAGUGCAAAGAAAUCAUCGAGACAAGUGAAUACUACAAAUACCUCCAGACUAAGAAGAAAACUGAAUAAUGCGGACACAGACAGUAAGGGAAAGCUGAGUAAUGGUAAAGAUGGGAAAACAGAUGGAGAGCUUCAAGACAACCAGCUACAUAUGUCAGAGGAAGAGAAGGCUGUGUUCGCUGAAGCUGAGGCAGCUCGUGCAGCAGCAGAAGCAGCUGCAAAGGCAUUUUCUGAGGCCUAUCAUAAUACUUCAUUGCAGCUUCCUAAGAUUCCCUCGUUUCAUAAGUUUGCCAGGCGUGAGCAGUAUGCAAAGAUGGACGAAUCUGAUUUCAGGAAAAAGUUUCCAGGCAAUGUCUUAGGAAGACAAGAUUGUAUGUCAGAGAUAGACUCGAGGAACUGCAAAGUUCGGGACUGGUAUGAUUUUCCUGCCUCCUGUCUUGACCUUGACAAUUCAAGGAUUCCCGGCGAUAACUAUUCUCAGCGUAGCCAUUCGAAUGAGCUUGUAUCUCAUUCGAAGUUCAGAGAAUAUUCUGGAGAAAGUGGGGCAGCGGAUACCAGUUUCUUAACUGGCGCAUGGGUUGAUACUGGUGGUAGUAGUGAUGGUUUCAAGGAUUCUCAGGCUAUAGAUAGAUGGCAAUCUCAAGCUGCUGCCGCUGAUCCUGAAUUUUUCAAUCGUACUUUGCAUAUUAAGGAUGACGAAGAUUCGAUUGCAUGUUCAACAGGCCCUCCUAGUUGGAAGCAUGACCAACGAGCGAAUGAAGGUUCUGUGUCACAGGUGACAGUAAAUAAAGAGUCACAUAAAACUCAUAUCCGGAGUGCAGAUCGUUUGAAACAGGGGGUUGUAGAUUUUGUUGCAUCGUUGCUUAUGACCCCGUAUAAAGCCAAGAAAAUUGAUAGAGAUGUAUACAAGUCAAUAAUGAAGAAGACAGCAACAAAGGUUAUGCAACAUACAACAGAUGUGGAGAAAGCCAUGGCUGUUCAGCAAUUCCUCGACUCAAAGCGGAAAAACAAGAUUCGUGACUUUGUGGACAAACAAGUUGACAAGCAUAUGGUGAUAGCUCCAGUUCCAAAAAGUUGAUGACCAAUGGGGUCUACAGUCAUGGCCAAUGGAAGUUGGUUGGUAUCGGCUGCGAUGGCAAAGCCCCUUUGUAGAAACCACAUAUCAUUGCUCAUUUUAUGAGGAAGGUUAUCUCAAAGAAGCAGAUGUCUCAUCGAAAAGAGAGUUUUCCCAUGAUAUUUUCUCAUACCUAAAGAUUGGCAGAGACAAGUUUUUCGCACUAACCUGAUAUGAUGAAGAAUUUGGUCUUGCUAUAUUGGAAGGUAUGAGUGAAGCAUCUUCUCUCCUCUUGCCGGGGGAAUUCCAAGGACUUUCUGAUCAUGGUUCUAUGUCAAGUGGAUGUGUAUUUCAUGAGUUGUCCCCUCGGAUGAUACAUGUUCUCAACGUACGCUGAUUGUUUUUAGUAAUUGUAUAGAGUUCAAGAUUUAGUGUUAACCCCAUUAGACAAAUUCUACUUUCAGGUAUCUGAAUUCAUUUCUUGAGAUUCAUGUCAUUUUCUGAACCCAAGAGAAAAGUUUUUCACUCUAUAAUGUAAUGGUAAUAUAGAUUUUAGAGUCAAAGAUGCCAAUAUGAUCUUAUGUUCUGAUUUUCCUAUACUAUCUGCAGCCAUACAUCCGUUGGUAAGUUCAUUCCCUAUCUUUCUUGAGGGGAAGUCUGAGAUAGUACUGUUGCAGGUGUUUCACUUUCACUCUUGCAGGUAAAGAUGGACCAUCAAAAAGUGGAAAGUAAUGAUUGUUCAGCUCCCAGGCAUUUCGGUAAUUUUGAUGAACUUCUGGUGUCUUAGCCUUACAAGCAGCUUGUGGGGAACUGCAACAAGUAACAACGCAGGUGAGGAAAUUUAAGACUCGGCUGAAUAUACUCUGACACAUGUUGGUGAGAGCUGGAAUCUGUUUAAUCGACGCUGUUUAGAUAUAGUUUACCUUGGUUGAAAUAUCACUCUGCUUGUUGAUGUGAGGUACAUAUAUGCUUGCCAUUUUUGUUUCUAAACAAUUUUCAGUUGCAUUUAGAUAUGAUCAUUGAUCGAAGGAUCGUAUUUAUGAUUGAUUCAUAUCAUCAAUUCAGUU